Messenger RNA from Pogona vitticeps (central bearded dragon), 4707 nucleotides. It is a transcript of the gene LMNB2, whose product is annotated as lamin B2. Gene Ontology annotation, molecular function: structural constituent of cytoskeleton. NCBI's taxonomy places the organism in Eukaryota, Metazoa, Chordata, Lepidosauria, Squamata, Agamidae. Gene Ontology annotation, biological process: nuclear migration; nuclear pore localization; nuclear envelope organization. The record is from RefSeq and is a predicted model, not a curated record. Gene Ontology annotation, cellular component: nuclear envelope; nuclear lamina.
UUUCCCGUGGUGCCCCGCGCACGGGGUGUCCGUUGGCGCGCUCGGCCGCCAUUUUGUCGCCUGGCCGCCGCCGCUUCCCGCGCGCCCGCCCGGAUUGAAUGAGGAGGAACGGCAGCCGUUUCUAAAACCUCCGCCGGCGCCGCCAUGGCCUCCUCCUCCUCGGGCCUUCCUCCGGGCACCCCUCGCCCGGGGCCUUCGUCCUCCCCGGGGACGCCGCUGUCUCCGGCGAGGAUUUCGCGGCUGCAGGAGAAGGAGGAGCUGCGGCAGCUGAACGACCGGCUGGCCGUCUACAUCGAGCGGGUCCGGGCGCUGGAGCUGGAGAACGACCGGCUGCUGCUCCGUGUCUCCGAGAAGGAGGAGGUCGUCACCCGGGAGGUGACGGGCAUCAAGGCCCUGUACGAGUCUGAGCUGGCGGAUGCCCGGCGGGUCCUGGACGAGACCGCCCGGGAGCGGGCAAAGCUUCAGAUUGAAAUCGGGAAGCUGCGGGCCGAGCUGGAUGAGCUGAGCAAGAGCUACCAGAAGAAGGAUGGGGAGUGGUCCACCUCGCAGGGCCGCAUCAAGGAGCUGGAGGUUCUCUUCCACCGGAGCGAAGCUGAACUCACCACCACCUUGACUGAGAAGCGCAACCUGGAGGCCGAGGUGGCCGACCUGCGAGCGGAACUGGCCAAGUCAGAAGAGGCCCACGCGGUGGCCAAGAAGCAGUUGGAGAAGGAGACCCUCUUGCAGGUGGACCUUGAGAAUCGCUGCCAGAGCCUGCAGGAGGAGCUGGACUUCCGCAAGACCAUCUUUGAGGAGGAAGUGCGGGAGACCCGGAAGUGGCAGGAGCGCCAGCUGGUGGAGGUGGACAGCAGCCGCCAGCAGGAGUACGAGUCUAAGAUCGCCCAAGCCCUGGAGGACCUCCGGAGCCAGUAUGAGGGGCAGAUCCAGCUUUACCGGCAGGAGCUGGAGGACAGCUACCAGGCCAAGCUGGAGAAUGCCAAGCUCUGUUCCGAUCAGAAUGACAAAGCGGCCAGCGCUGCGCGGGAGGAGCUGAAGGAGGCCCGCGUGCGGAUUGAGUCCCUCUCCUAUCAGCUCUCGGGCCUGCAGAGGCAGGCAAGCGCAGCUGAGGAGCGGAUCCGGGAGCUGGAGGAGCUGAUGGCCGGCGAGCGUGAGAAGUUCCGAAAGAUGCUGGAUGCCAAAGAGCGGGAGAUGACCGAGAUGCGGGACCAGAUGCAGCAGCAGUUGAUGGAGUACCAGGAGCUGCUGGACGUCAAGCUGGCCCUCGACAUGGAGAUCGGUGCCUACCGGAAGCUGCUGGAAGGGGAGGAGGAGAGGCUGAAGCUUUCCCCGAGCCCCCCGUCACGCAUCACGGUCUCGCGGGCCACCUCCUCCAGCAGCGCUUCGGCUGCGCGCUCGUCCCGGGGGAAGCGGAAACGGGUGGAAGCCGAGGAGCUCUCAGGCAGCUUCUCCAGUGGGAUCGGGACUGGGAGUAGCAGUGCCACCAGCAGCACUGGCACCGGCACCAGCACCCGCUUCCAGGUGACGCAGCAGGCCUCGGCCAAAGGCAGCAUCAGCAUCGAGGAGAUUGACCUGGAGGGGAAGUACGUGCAGCUGAAGAACUGCUCCGACAAGGAUCAGUCCCUUGGGAACUGGAGGCUAAAGAGGAAGAUCGGGGACGGGGAGGAGAUUGCCUACAAAUUUACCCCGAAAUAUGUUCUGCGGGCCAACCAGACGGUCACUAUCUGGGCUGCCGACGCUGGCGUGGCGCACAGUCCGCCCUCGGUCCUGGUGUGGAAGAACCAGAGCAGCUGGGGCACCGGAGCCCACAUCCGCACGUACCUGGUGAACUCAGAGGGCGAGGAAGUGGCUGUGCGGACCCUAACCCAGGUGGCCACCACCGCUGCAGCCUCUUCUAGUGUGCUGCAGGAGAACGAGGAGGAAGAGGACGCUGAGCUUGGGGAGGAAGAUCUCUUCCACCAGCAGGGGGAUCCCAGGACCACCUCCCGAGGAUGUGCGGUCAUGUGAGAAGGAAGGAAGGAAGGAAGGAAGAAGGAGCCUCCCAGGGCAAAUAGUCCUCCUUCUGCUUUUUUUCUCCGGCUGAUCCUGUUUUGUGUUGCCGGUUGGCACGGAAAACUUAUUUUUUCACACCUGUGGGCUUUUUAAAAUUGCUUUUUUAACAUUUUGUUUUUAAAAGUUUUAGUGCUGUUGAUUCCUUGGCACAGGGUCUUAAAGGGGAACUGAAUCAGCCUGACCUGAGCAGCCGGCCUUCCUUGGAGGGGCUUUUGCGCCUGGCUCUGCCCCUGCCCUGGCGCCCCUCCUGCCGAUCCCUCGGGGAGGAGCGUGUCUGCUCUUGGCCUGGCAGAGAUGGAGUACUGAUGCCCUUUGGGGGCUUCUUGGACUCUGGAUCCCUAAAAAGCAGAGAUGGCUGAAAAACCCCACUUGAGAUCUAUUGGAAGCCAGUGGAUUUCUGGAAAGGUCUCCUUCUCUCUUUGGGUUUUUUUGCAGCAGGUGGGGGAGCCUCAGCCGCCUUGCAGUUCCCAGCGCCGUCCUCUGCAUGAGCAUUUGGAAGCCAAGGAAGCCUUGGCUCCCCCAAGCAGGUGACCUGCUGGAAGCGUCCAGAAAGAUGUUUGGGAUCCCACUUGUCUGUGAUUCAGAAUCUCAUUGGCCAUUCCUUGUUCUGGACUUGAUUGCCAAAGUGUAUUACAGGGGCCAUAACCCCCCCCCCCUCGCGCCUGGCUGAAGCCCUCCUUAUGACCGUGAGGUCCAGUUCCCGGCUGAAUUCCAGCCCCCGUCACCCCUGUAGAAGGCGUUUGUGGUCUUAAGCUUUCUCCCCGGCACCCCCUCCCACACACGACGUCUUAAGCUGGGCGAAGAGGUCCCUUGGUGAAGCCUCUCUGCCAGUUUGCCUUCCCGGGAGCCGGCUGGUGGCCUGCAUGUGCCCGAGGAUGUGGGCCUCGGCCGAAGAACUCCACUGCCCCAGCGGAGCCCUGGGGGGCCGGCGGCUGGCGCAGAGCGUUUUCUCCCUCCGCCGUUUGGCCCAUGGCAGCUUGAAUGAAGGCGCCCCCCCUCCCGCUGUGUUUCACUGCCCUGGUUGAAUGAACUUGGAAGUGUUUUAGGUGUUGUAGAAGCUUCCGUCUUUGGAGGGCACCCGCCUGGGGGGAGAGAAGCCCCAUAAAACCCGGACGGGGGAGGCAGAUUCCUUGAUCAGGCAGAGUAGCUCUCCCCCACACUGGUCUGCCCACUGUGUUUCUGGCUGGCCCAUGGAGACCCAUGAGGCCGAUGUAGGGCAAGGAAGGCCCCGCUUGCAUUUCUCGGGCCUGAUACAAAAGCCGCUCUGGGGGGGCCACGGGCAAGGGUGGGGGGAGGUUUGGUCCCGUGGCUGCUUCUGAGCUGAAGCUGUGAUUUUUCCAGACAGGCCAGUCUUCUUCCUGUGAAGGUGACCAAGCUGUGAAUGUGCACACGUGCUACUGGGUCCAGCUGGCAGCGGGGGAGGUCUGGACUGAGCUGUUCUCCCCAUAACACCCCCUGCCCUGCUCCCACCUUAUUCACUCCGCCCCCCCGGAGAGGACUUCUGCAAAAUCUGAGCCAGCCCCUCCCAAGGGAAGGGAAGGGGCCACGGGACAAGGGGUGGGGUGAGGACUGUCCUCCCAUUUCUCCUCCUAGGCGCUGGAUCUUUGUGUGCAUCUGGCCAGGACAGGGGCUGAACUUUUGCCCGUCUGGGCCUCUUCCUUUGAAAAUGUGACUUUGCUUUCUCUCCUCCCCCCCCCCAAGUCUUUUAUUUUUAAAACAAGUGGCUGAAGGUUGUCUUUGGAGAGAAAGAACACUGGGAAGGCCCGUAGCUAUGCACACGUGCUCUCCCUCCCUCUCUGUCUUUCUCUCUUUAUUUCUCUCUCUCUCUCUCUCAAGCAGGACCCUCUGCUUUCGUCACACAUGGAUCCUGACCAAGGAAAGGAGUGGCAGGUGUCCUCCUGCUCCUGGGGGAGGAGGUUGUUUUUUUUGGGGGGGGGGAGUAGUUCUUGGUCUUCCCUCCUUUCCCUUCCCCCCCCACCUCCAGAGGCCCGUGGCCCGUCAAGCAGCAGACACUGGGACCCGCUGGGUUUUAACUGGGAGAUCUGGUUGGGCUCAGCCCCCGAGACCCAGAACUACUACAUAAUACUUUGGAAACACAUCUAGCUUUAUACUUUAAAGAAACGACCUUGUGGUUUUAUAAUCUUUUAAGCCCAUUUGCUUAACGAUGAUUUAUCAGAUGUUGGUGCAGCCUUGAAACAGGGAAGUCCAGCCAGUGGGCAGUUGGGCGAAGGGGCCCCGGUCACCCCCCUCGUGGAAGGCUGUCCAAAGUUGGCAGGCCCUCAAAAAGUUGGCAAGCAGCUCAAGGAGGUUUGCUUUCCUACAAGCCCCUCUCCUUACUACAACUCUAUUUUUGUAGCAGGUGGUUGUAUCUUUGUUCCUUUUGGGCACAUGUCAUUUUUUUUUUCCAAACAAGACACGAGCUGCUGGUCCAACAAGAAAGAGUGACGGGUCUUGUCCAGGCUCCCCCUGGCCCACCCGAAAGGGGGCCGUGGUGGGGCAUCUCCCUGGUCCCGACUUCCCUGUUUCGAAGCUGCCUUUGCUUUAUUACUGUGGAAAUGCAUGCCAAAUGUCUUUUUUCAAUGAUUUGUAAUAUAUCCAUUUUUUGGGACUGGAAACUUUUGUACGACCCUCCAAUAAACAUUUUGCAUUUUUAUCCAG